CAGCCCAAGCUCGAACACCGGGCGGACGGAGAGAGGGAGAUCAGAGCUUGCAAACAUGUCGCCGCUUCGAUUCCUCGCCGCGGGGAGGCUCUUCUCACGCCCGAUCCGCGCAGGAGGACCAGCGAGGCGGCUCCUCCACCACUCCAGGAGCCAUGCGGACGGUGCCCGGGGAUCUGGCUUCUCUGCCCGUUUGCCGAUGGGAGGCAACAACAAGCUGCGUGCUAGCGUCGCGGCGGUGGGGGCCUUGUCUGCCGCCUUGAUCGGAGCAAAGCUGUAUCUCAGAAAACAAAAACACAGGAAGCAACCAACAUCUGAAUCUUCAGCUUGGGCCCUAACCGACAAGAACGCGGCGACGCUGGAGGAGGUGAUCGCCGAGGAGCGGGACGCGGAGAAGGAGGCAGCAAUGAAGGCGAGGUUCGAGGAGUGGAUGGUCGAGUAAGAGCGAAGAGGAGAAGGCCAUUGCAAGAACGCCGAGAGGGCCAACAUGCUCUCCCGUGGAGGCGCCACGUUCAGGCCGAACAACCUCUGCAGAGUGAGCGUGAGCCGACCUUCGCGCAUAGGUUUGGGUACCCGUACCGGCGCGCCGUCGAAUGGUGGGUUCUAGGCAAGUGAAGGGUGCUACUUUUGGGACGAACGGCGAGUAUGGUUGUAAGUUUUGUUAGUAUCAGUUUCAGUGUCUUUUGCUCUCAGUAUGGGGAGUAAUGUGAAUGUUCUCUAGGUUUUAUCAAGCUAUAAAACAGGCACCAUGUGAAUGUAGUGUUAUUGAUGUGCUGGCCUUCACUGA
This is a messenger RNA of Triticum dicoccoides, 784 nucleotides long. RefSeq lists its product as uncharacterized. Bases 56 to 439 code for a protein of 127 amino acids. The transcript is spliced from 4 exons. The record is from RefSeq and is a predicted model, not a curated record. Lineage: Eukaryota; Viridiplantae; Streptophyta; Magnoliopsida; Poales; Poaceae.